GCUGUCAUCUUUUUGUAGAUUAAGAAAAAAAGAAACAGUUACUCUCCAUACAGAUGAUGCAACUGAAGAUAUGAACACUGAGGUGGAAGGAGGAAGUUCAUUUCAAACAGCUACAUUUCAACCAAAGCGAUGAAGAGAGAACAGCAGCUGAAAGCAGCAGUAUAUCAUACUCAGUUUUCGCCUCAGAGAAAAGUAUUGAGUUUUUAGUGAUGGCUUUCUGCCAUCAGAGGAAUACAUGCAAAAGUGAACAACCAAUCAACAGUGAAUUAGACACAGAAGUGUGUCCAUUUGUGAAGAGGAAGUAGCAAACAUGCCAGUGAUAUAGUCAGUGAUGUUUGUGUGAUUGUGUCUUUUGUGUCAAAACCUCCUCUGAAGAUGAAGCUCUGCCUCUGUGUGCUUUACACAGCUCUGCAAGUCACUGUUGGAAAAGUUGCUGGAGAAGGCUGUGUAUUAUCUGAACCUAAAGAUGAAAACAUCACCAGAUCCCCAGGAGAGUCUGUUCUCCUGUCCUGCUCCUGUACUGACCUGCAGAUCAAACUGGAAGAGAUUAAGUGGGAAUUUAUUAACAAGAAAUAUUUUUAUAAGUUGACUGGAGAUCUGAACCCAGAAGAAAUGAAGCGUUACAGUGGUAGAGUCCAGACAUUCAGUGACAGUUCUCCAGGAAAUACAUCUCUGCUUCUAUCUAGCCUGACUGAAGAGGACCAGGGAUAUUACAUGUGUGUGAUUGAAAGCAAUGAAAGAACAAUCACACUCAUUGUUAAAGGAGAAAGUGAGGGGGCAGGGGCAGAAUCAUGGGCCAGAUCCUCCAGCAUUGUGUUGAUUAUCAUCAUCCUGCUGGUGGGCAUACUGGGAACAGCUGCAGUCACCUGCUGGAGAUACAGAAAGAGAAGAAAUGAACCAUCAGACAGCAGAGGGGAACACUCAGGGCAGGAACAACAGCGGAACGAGGAUGUUACUUACACCACAGUAGUCUAUAGGAACACAGCCAGAGCAGCACCCAGAGAUGCCAACACUGAGGAGGCCACGGAAUAUGCCAGCGUCAGAGCAGACGGAGAUGUGACCUACUCAACUGUCGACCAUGGAAACAGAGCUAGACCACCCCCCAAAGAGAUCAACACAGAGGAGAAGACGGAAUAUUCCAGCAUUCGACUGGACAGUCUGACAAACAGAAGUAAUGUGAGAAGUGGCGUCUGUCUUCCCCAACAGGCACAAAAUGACUGAAUGAUUGUGACUAAAUGAUUUGGGGCUUGACUGUACUUGCCAUUUAGGCCUAUUCUUAAUUAGUUUCUGUUUUUAAACAAUCUUUUUGUUUAUGUCAUUGGAAAUUAUGUAAAAUUAUGAGUUAUGUAUGAUCAAUGUGGAAUCAAUAGUAUAUUAAAUAUAGUGUGCAUAUACAGACAGACAUAUUCUAAGAAUAAAAGAUUGAAGAGAGAAA
Messenger RNA from Alosa alosa (allis shad), 1435 nucleotides. RefSeq lists its product as uncharacterized. The transcript has 6 exons. The coding region runs from base 376 to 1221 and encodes 281 amino acids. Lineage: Eukaryota; Metazoa; Chordata; Actinopteri; Clupeiformes; Clupeidae. The record is from RefSeq and is a predicted model, not a curated record. Gene Ontology annotation, cellular component: external side of plasma membrane. Gene Ontology annotation, biological process: cell surface receptor signaling pathway; positive regulation of T cell proliferation; negative regulation of T cell proliferation.